AUGGCUUCGACAUCAGCUGCAUUGGUGAAUGGAUUGGGCUCUUCUGCAUUCUUGAAUGGUGGCAAGAACACCCAGAUUUUGUUGUCAGCACCAAUUGCAGCUAGAACUGCAGUGUCUCCUAAGAGGUUUACUGUGGUUGCUGCUGCUGCUCCUAAGAAGUCUUGGGUUCCUGGUGUUAGAGGUGGUGGCAACUUCAUCGACCCCGAGUGGCUCGAUGGCUCGCUCCCUGGUGACUAUGGUUUCGACCCGCUAGGUCUUGGAAAGGAUCCAGCAUUCUUGAAAUGGUACAGAGAAGCCGAGCUGAUCCACGGCAGAUGGGCAAUGACUGCAGUCGUUGGCAUCUUCGUCGGCCAAGCUUGGAGUGGUAUCCCCUGGUUCGAAGCUGGCGCUGCACCCGGCGCCGUUGCACCCUUCUCUUUUGGCUCUCUCCUUGGCACCCAACUCCUUCUCAUGGGUUGGGUCGAGAGCAAAAGAUGGGUCGACUUCUUCAACCCGGAAUCUCAAUCUGUUGAGUGGGCUACUCCAUGGUCGAGAACUGCAGAAAACUUUGCCAAUGCAACCGGCGAACAAGGAUAUCCCGGAGGCAAAUUCUUUGAUCCUUUGGGCCUUGCCGGUACACUCAAGGAUGGAGUUUAUAUCCCUGAUACGGAGAAGCUUGAGAGAUUGAAAGUUGCAGAAAUUAAACACGCAAGACUUGCUAUGGUGGCUAUGCUUAUAUUCUACUUUGAAGCUGGCCAAGGGAAGACACCCCUUGGAGCUCUUGGAUUGUAA
Fraxinus pennsylvanica is the source of this 771-nucleotide messenger RNA. NCBI's taxonomy places the organism in Eukaryota, Viridiplantae, Streptophyta, Magnoliopsida, Lamiales, Oleaceae. The record is from the annotation of a GenBank genome assembly.